Lactuca sativa (garden lettuce) is the source of this 3775-nucleotide messenger RNA. The record is from RefSeq and is a predicted model, not a curated record. Lineage: Eukaryota; Viridiplantae; Streptophyta; Magnoliopsida; Asterales; Asteraceae.
AAUUCAAAAUCCAAGAUACCCUUGGUCAUUUAGUCAGGUUUCACCGUCUAAUGCACAUAUCGAAAACCAAGAUCACAAGCGGAACUUUUUUCCCCUUUCCCCCUCUACUGUUUCCUUCCCUUUCCCCCAAAACCCUUGCCCCGUUUCCCUCAAAACCCACAUAAUUCUUGACAAAAAAUCGUUCUUUCCUCCAUUUUCUUGACAAAAUUGUGAUUUUUCUUUCGUUUUAGGAAAACCCUCAAAGAAGAGUGUAAAAAAAUGAAGGAAAAUGGCGGUGGUGGCGAUUCUUUGCCAGACGAGCAGAGGUGUAAAAGAAGCGACGGCAGGAAAUGGCGGUGCGGGCGGCCGGUGAUGGAUGGGAGAACUCUCUGUGAGACGCAUUUUCUUCAAGGUCGUCACCGUCAACAUAAGGAACCGGUUCCUGAGAAUUUGAAGCUGGAGAGACAAAUAACCAACCGAAAAUCCGAAGAAAAAAACCCUACUGAGAAGAGUGAAAUUAGGGCUAAUGGGAAUGUGGAUUCUUCCAAUUUACCCAGAAAAAGGGGUAAAAGAAAGCUCCUUGAUGAAGAAAACACAGGCGAGAGUCAUGAAACCAGGCAAAAAGGAGUCGUGGGUAGCUCAAAUCUGCAUCGGAAACUACGUAAAAGAAACCAAAAAGAGGCAAAAUCGAAAUCAUCCAUGGAUAUUUCCGAAGAUCUUGACGAUGCUUUAAGAAAGAUGAAUUUGAAGAAGGGGGAUUUGCAAUUGGAUUUGAUUAGAGGGUGUCUCAAUAGACAAAUUGAGAAGAAAAAAGGGAAGCAACCACAAAAAGAGGAUAUAGUGAAAGAAGAUAUCGUGAAAGAAUUAAAGUACGGAAGAUUGGAAAUUUCACAAUCUUCACCAUCAACAACACCCAUCACAGUCAACAAUGCAGCUCUUUUGAAUGGCAAAAUUGGGGUUUCUCCCUCAAGUUCCAUGCCUACUAGGUUUUUUAGGUCAAAAAACAUCGAUAGAGUACCUAUCGCCACAAUGCAGAUUUUACCAAGUAUAAAAGCUAAUGUAAAAGCCGCUACAAAGAAGUGCCAUUGGUGUAGGAUGUGUAGCUAUCGUGUUCUUGUCAAAUGUUUGACUUGCAAAAAACAAUUCUUUUGUGAAGAUUGCAUCCGUCAGAGGCUUCUUGAUAAGGCAGAUGUCAAGAAACAGUGCCCUGUUUGCCAUGGAACUUGCAAUUGCAAACUCUGUAUAAGGGGAAAAUCAAAAGAAGUGAAAAGUAAGGUUCAGGAUCUUGUUGUUUAUAGUGGUGAAGGGAAGUUUGACAAAGGUCAACAACAUCUUUACAUGAUCCAUUUGCUCCUUCCCUUGCUUGAACAAGUAAAUCAAGAAAAGAUUAUUGAGUUGGAUAUUGAAGCUAAAAUUAAAGGAGAAGAUCAAAGUGAGCUACAAAUACAGAAUGCUAUAGGCUCCCCAAAACAACGGUGUUGUGGUUUUUGCAAAGCUUGCAUUGUGGAUGUUCACAGAAGCUGUGGAAAAUGCUCUUAUAUUCUUUGUUUACCUUGUUGUCAAGAAUUUCGUGAGGGACAUUUACAUGGUGGACUUAGAGAUCUUAAAAACACAACAGCAGAUAAACGAAGAUCUUUAUGCACGAUUUUAUGGAAUUGGAAAACUAAUGAAGAUGGAAGUAUAAAUUGUCCACCAAAGAAUUUAGGUGGUUGUGGGGACAAUAUACUCACUUUAUUCUCUCAUCACCCGUUCAAUUGGACUAAAGAUCUUGAAGCAUCUGCAAAAGAAAUAGCUUCCACCUCAAAUUUCACAAAAAGUUUCAAUCUUGACACUUCAAGUUGUGCACUAUGUGAUGAAAAUGACAAAAACGGGGAAAAGGUUGAAAUCUUGAUUGAAAACAAGUGUUUGUAUUUCUCGAUUACUCAAGAUCAAGAUUUGGAGGACAAAAAUCUUGAACAUUUCACGAAGCAUUGGGUCAAAGGUCAACCGAUUAUUGUUAAAGAUGUCAUCAAGAAUGAUUUGGAGUUGAAUUGGGAUCCGGUUUUUAUGUUUUGUAUGUAUCUUGAAAGAAGUGCAAAAUCAAGAAAUGCAAAAGAAUCAAAAUUGAAAAUUUGUUCAGAUUGGUGUGAGGUGGAACUCGGUAGGCAGCAGAUUUUCAUGGGUGGGAAAACACACGCGAAUGUGUGGCAUGAGAAGUUGAAAUUUAAAGUUUGGUUAUCUUCAGGAUUCUUUCAAGAACAUUUCCCUAGUCAUUUUGCUUCUAUAAUGCAUGCUUUACCUCUUCAAGAGUAUAUUAAUCCAGUGUUAGGGGUACUAAAUUUGGCAGCAAAUAUGCCACCAGAAAGUCAAAAGACGGAUUUGGGUCCGUUUGUUUAUAUUUCAUAUGGUAGACCCGAAGAUGUUAUGGGUGGUGAUUUUUUAACAAAGUUGUGUUAUCAUGCAUAUGAUAUGGUUAAUAUUCUUGUGCAUGCUACGGAGCUUCCAAUAUCCGAGAAAAAGCUGAAUAAAGUAAAGAUUUUGUUGGACAAGUAUUCACAAGAUCAUAAUGAGACUCCAAAGAAGAAUAAAACCAAGAACAAAGUUGAUGAACAAUGUGGGAAAUCAUCAUUUAGUAGUGAAGUAACUCAACAAUCAGAGAUGGAGGACAACACAAAUGAAGAACUCACUCAAAUACCCAAAGUUGACCCGGUUGACCCAUGUGUGUUUUCUGAUGAUGAUUCAAGCAUUGGUGAUUCGGAUGAUGAAGAUAUGUUUGAAGAAGAGUUUGGAAGUCCAAGGGGUAACAAAGAGGAAAUUGUUGACACUCGUGGGGCCCAAUGGGAUGUUUUUCGUAGACAAGAUGUUUCAAAGCUUGUUGAGUUUCUUAGAAAGUAUUCCAAAGAGCUUAACACAUCCUCUUGUUCACCCAAAAAGGUUGUUCAUCCGAUUCUUGAUGAGAGCUUCUACUUGGAUGCUUUCCAUAAGAAGUAUCUCAAGGAAGAAUUUGAUGUGGAACCAUGGACAUUUGAGCAACGUAUUGGUGAAGCUGUCAUCAUUCCAGCUGGAUGCCCCUAUCAAGUAAAGAAAAUUAAGUCAUGUGUUAAUGUGGUUCUUGAAUUCAUCUCACCUGAAAGUGCAUCCAUGGGCAUCAAGUUGAGUGAUGAAAUCCGUCAACUUCCAGUAAAUCACAAAGCAAAAGGAAAAAUGCUGGAGGUCAAGAAAAUGACUAUUCAUAGUGUAAAUGCUGCUGUUGAAGAAAUCCGGAAAGUAUCACAAGCAGAAAUUAGUGACAAAGUAGAGGAGUAGAGAUGAAGAGUUACUAGUGAACUUGGCAUAUGAUCAAAUCUCACCAUGUGAUAUAUCAAAACGGGAGGAUGAUAUUCAAUGUUCAUGAUCCACUGUAGAUCAACCGAUUGUGCAGAUGAUACAUACAUGGUGGUGUUCUUGAUUUGAAAUAAUGGAGUUUGGAAGAAGGCAAAUGGGUUUUUGGCUUCAAUUUGUUCUUGAAAAAGAAAUUAAAAUUGAAGAUGUUCUUGAGGACUCUGAAUCCGGAUGAAGAUGAAGCUGGUGAUCUGGAAAUGAAGCUAAAAAAUGGCAAAAAACAUAGCCAAAAAGAUAAAAUGUCUCUUUGAUCACAACCAAAGAACUGAAGAAGACACAGGAUUAAUAACCCAACAGCUUCACCAUGGACGCCAUUUUUGUCACCUCCAUUGUUACUCUAGAGUUCUGAUUCAACACUUUAGAUGUGAUAUAAUUUUGUACAGUUGUACAUUUGUAUGCUUCUCAACGAUAAUUUGUAUCUUUCAGUUCCAUUCAA